Molecule: messenger RNA, 1143 nt
Organism: Anopheles marshallii
Lineage: Eukaryota; Metazoa; Arthropoda; Insecta; Diptera; Culicidae
Product: Kv channel-interacting protein 4-like
Exons: 6
Coding region: 1-1143 (380 amino acids)
Molecular function (GO): calcium ion binding
Source: RefSeq, a predicted model, not a curated record
AUGCAGCUCGUGAAUCGUGGCCAUCGAAGCAGUAGCACGGUCAGUGCCGACGGGCACCAGUUGCCAUCGACGACCGCGACGGACAUUGCACUGAUGCGAUGGACGUCGCGCGGAUUCACGGCCAUCCCGGUUGAGCCGGACGAUACGGGGUCCACCAGCAGCUCCUCGACCGUUGAUUCACUCGUCGCCACCUCGCACAAUGGGUCGGCACCGGUUGGUGUAACGCCCAGCGCUCCGUCUGCCGGUGGCGCACUGCAAAUCGAGUACCUGACCCUAGACACUGCCACCGGGCAGUGUGGCAGCGGUGCGGCCACGGACGGUGGCAACCGCUGGCACGGGACGACACCCCAGCUGGCUCAUCACAAAGGGCAACGGCGAACGAAGCAGCAUCGCCAUGGCAAUGCUACGUCAUCUUCGGCCUCCGCCUCGAUACAACCGUCCACCACGUCGUCUACCUCCUGUCUGCGCGACUGUCUGCUGUGUCGGUGCUGUCGAAGUGCGAACAUGGACGAGCAGAAGGAAGCCAGCGAUCAGGAGGAAGGCAAUUACGAGUACUGUGAGCUGGAGGAGAUCGUGUCCCCGCCGAAGUACCGACCGGAAUCGAUAGCAGCCCUGUGCGAGGCGACCCGUUUUACCGAGGCAGAAAUCAAGCGGAUCUACCGUGGCUUCAAGGCAGAAUGUCCGGCCGGCAUCAUACGGGAGGAAACGUUCAAGUUCAUCUACUCGCAGUUCUUCCCACAAGGAGCCAAUACAGGUUUAUAUGCACAUUACGUGUUCAACACUUUAGACAAGGAGCAUACAGGCAUUCUUAGCUUCGAGAACUUCGUCCAGGGACUGUCGAUACUGUCGCGGGGCACGCUAGAGGAGAAACUAUGCUGGACGUUCUCGCUGUACGACAUUAACCACGACGGGAAGAUAACGCGCGAAGAAAUGACGGACAUCGUGACGGCCAUCUACGAGCUGAUGGGUGCCCGGGACGAUGGUGGUACCGAUGAGGUUAACAUCAAAAGCAAGGUGGACACCAUUUUCCAGAAGAUGGAUACCAAUCAGGACGGUGUGAUCACGAUCGAAGAGUUUCUCGACUGUUGCCGGAAGGAUCAGCUAAUCUCCAGCUCGAUGGGUGUGUUCGAUUCGACUAUAUGA